This is a messenger RNA of Morus notabilis, 970 nucleotides long. Its product is annotated as lysine-specific demethylase JMJ25-like. Gene Ontology annotation, molecular function: chromatin DNA binding; transcription coregulator activity; histone H3K9 demethylase activity. Gene Ontology annotation, biological process: regulation of transcription by RNA polymerase II. The transcript has 5 exons. Gene Ontology annotation, cellular component: chromatin; histone deacetylase complex. The record is from RefSeq and is a predicted model, not a curated record. The annotation marks the transcript as partial. Lineage: Eukaryota; Viridiplantae; Streptophyta; Magnoliopsida; Rosales; Moraceae.
UCCUCUGAAGAGACUGGUGGUCAAACUUGUCAUCAGUGCCGAAGGAGUAAGAGAGAUAACGUUAUUUGGUGUUUUAAAUGUAAUCGAAGAGGGUACUGUGAUAGCUGUGUCUCUACAUGGUACCCAGACAUCUCACUGGAAGAUAUUCAAAGAAUAUGCCCUGCAUGUCGUGGUACUUGCAAUUGUAAAGUUUGCCUUCGUGGAGAUAAUAUGAUAAAGGUAAGGAUAAGAGAGAUCCCUGCUUUAGACAAACUACAGUAUCUCCAUAGUCUGCUGUCUUCAGUGCUUCCGGUUGUUAAGCAAAUCCACCAUGAGCAGUGUUCUGAAGUAGAGCUGGAGAAGAUGCUCCGUGGAACUGAAAUAGAUCUUGCCAGGACAAGAUUGAAUGCAGAUGAACAGAUGUGCUGCAAUUUUUGCCGGAUUCCUAUUAUUGAUUACCAUAGGCAUUGUGCCAAUUGCUCGUACGAUCUGUGUCUUAGUUGCUGUAGAGAUCUUCAGGAAGCAUCUACGCCUUGUAUUAAUGGAGUUGUGGAUAAUAAGAUUGGUGGAAUUCAAGAAAUGGAAACCUUGUUGGAGCAACCGAAAAUACCAAGAGUCAAACAAAACUUUUCAGACAAGUUUCCUGAUUGGAAAGCGAAUGGUGAUGGCAGCAUUCCAUGUCCCCCAAAGGAUUAUGGUGGCUGUGGAUAUCCAUCAUUGAAUUUAAGCCGCAUUUUUAAGAUGAAUUGGGUUGCAAAACUGGUGAAAAAUGUGGAGGAAAUGGUGAGUGGAUGUAGGGUAUACAAUGAUGGCUUACUGGAGAAAACUGAGUUUAAUGAUCAUAGACACUGCCAAUAUGCUCAUAGGGAGGAUGACAGUGAUAAUUUCUUGUUCUGCCCCACAUCUGAAGAUAUUAAAUCAGGCGGAAUUGGUGAUUUUAGAAAGCAUUGGGCCAGAGGUGAACCCAUCAUUGUUAACCAGGUUUUUGAUA